This is a messenger RNA of Acanthopagrus latus (yellowfin seabream), 4916 nucleotides long. RefSeq names its product activated leukocyte cell adhesion molecule a (gene alcama). Gene Ontology annotation, biological process: cell adhesion. The record is from RefSeq and is a predicted model, not a curated record. The transcript has 16 exons. Bases 291 to 1973 code for a protein of 560 amino acids. NCBI's taxonomy places the organism in Eukaryota, Metazoa, Chordata, Actinopteri, Spariformes, Sparidae. Gene Ontology annotation, cellular component: plasma membrane.
CUCUUUUCCUCCUCCUCUUCCCCCUGUCCCUCUUCGUCCCUCUCCUGUCCUUCUUCUUCUUCCUCCUCCUCCCCCUCCUCCUCCUGCUCCUUUUGCAGCCGCAUUGAGCUCUCUGUAUUUCACCUGAGUUCUCUCACUGAUCGGAGGACUUUGGCAUGUUCGGGACUUCCCCCGCCUCUUCCACUCAACAGUGACAUAUAUUAUUCCCUUAGCCUGCUGCUCACACGGACUUCAACUCGUCACUUGAAGCUCGGCAGAGCAACAAACCCCGACUGCUACUUAACACAACGAUGGAUCCUUCUGCCCUGCUGUGGCUGACUUUCGUGAGUGCCGGGACGUUUCUCCAAGUGUGGGGUUCAGACAGCGUGGCUGCCUUGUAUGGAGAAACCAUUGUUAUACCAUGCAACGGUGAAGCUCCAGCACCAGAGGAUCUGAUGUUCAUCAAGUGGAAAUAUGAAAAAGACGAUGGCACACCUGGUGAUCUGUUGAUCAAACAGGCCCGCAGCGAACAGGCCACAGUUCAGGCGACAGACAGUUAUGCACAGCGGGUCAGCAUUGAUGACAAGUUCAGCCUGGUCAUCACUCGUGCUUCACUCAAAGACCAAAAGAUCUUCACUUGCAUGGUGGUGUCAGAAUCCAACCUGAAGGAGUUCCCUGUCUCUCUCAUUGUUUACAAGAAACCGUCAUCAGUUCAGAUUAUGGACAAGUCUGAAAUAUUGCAGAAGGACAAACCAGUAACGCUGGGAACAUGUGUUUCAGCAGAUGCAAAUCCUGCAGCUACAAUCACAUGGAAAAAGAAUGGCGAGCCCUUGGUUGCAGAUGGAAAAGUUGUGGUGAUUACCCACAGCAUGAAGCUGGAUCCAGCCACAGGCCUUUCCACCACUUCCUCUACCCUCCAGUACACAGCCACCAAGGAAGACGUUGGUGCAGUCUUUGCCUGCUUGUCCACACAUGAACUGACCAAUCAGGAGACUGACCUGGAACCCUUUCCCAUUCAUUAUUCAUCAGAGAAAGUCAGCCUUCAGAUUAUGUCCAAGGGUCCUAUCAUAGAAGGAGAUAACGUGACGUUGAAGUGUCAUGCUGAUGGCAACCCUCAACCCAGUGCUUUCUUUUUCCACGUCAAGGGCGAGAAAAAGCUGGUGGAAAAUUCAGACACCUACACUUUGACUGCCAUCAGCAGAGGGGCUGCUGGUGAAUACAAAUGCUCCCUUGCUGACAAUGAGAAAAUGGAGGCCACCGAAAACAUUGUUGUUAGCUACCUGGACCUGAGUCUGAGUCCCACUGGGAAGGUUGUGAAGACAGUGGGGGACACUUUGCCUCUGAAGAUGGAGAAGAUCAGCUCAGGUGACGUGAAAGUGUCAUGGACAAAGAAUGGAAAGACGGUGAAGGAGCCGGAGUUUAUCAAGUUGACGUAUGCUGAUGCAGGAAUCUACGUAUGUGAGGCUUCCAUUACUGGUCUCACACAACAUCAGAGCUUUGAACUAGUUGUAGAAGGAAAGCCUGUGAUCACCAGCUUAACAAAACGAUAUGCUGAUGAUGCUCAACACAAAGUUCUGACCUGUGAGGCUGAUGGCGUUCCAGAACCCAGUUUUCAAUGGAGCAUCAACAGCACAAAUGAGGAGGGCACUUACAUCAAUGGCAAGGCCACCCAUAAAAUCACUGUGAUCCCUAAGGUGAACUUGACUGUCACCUGCAUUGUCAGCAACAAGCUUGGAGAAGAUUUCAUGACCAUCAAUGUUUCUUCUGUCUUUAAAGAGGACAGUGAGAAUGAAGACUUUCGGCAGGAUUCAGAUGACCAGGCAAAGCUCAUAGUUGGUGUCGUGGCAGGCCUUCUAAUAGCUGCCACCAUGGUGGGACUCAUCUACUGGCUCUACAUGAAAAAUUCAAGACAAGGGAGCUGGAAAACUAAUGAGAAGGAGGAGGGAACACCUGAGGAGAGCAAGAAAUUAGAGGAGAACAACCACAGCGUGUAACAGCACUUCGGUUUUACUACAUGGAAUAAAAGAGAAGCAGUUGGAAGUAACAGAUGUGGACUCCCAGCUGGCUGCUGACAUGCGUCAUCAGGCAUCAACAAUCAAGAGUACUUUUCCACCAAGUCCUGCCCACAACCUGUUUUCCACCCCACUAAAUGAUGUCUGCACUGAGGCUGACUCGUGUUACUGUGUCAUUUUGUUUUGUGUUCCUGGAGAAUGCUCCCUUGUUUUUUUGUGUGUUUGUUUUGAGUAAUUCUGAGGCUGUGUAGUAGUUUUGUGUUUUGUUUAAUUUUUGUUGCUUUGUUUUCUCUUUAAAUGUUUUGGUUUGGGUGGUUUUCUCUGUACAAAGCCUGUAUACCAAAAAAAUAUUAUGUGUGCCCUGGCUGAGCAUACCAAUUUUUAUUUUAUUUUUAUGUGCGAUGUGUUGAAAAACCUUUGUUCUGCUGUGCUCAAAGACAAAGAAAUGUCACUGCUGUAUGACCCCAACGAAACUGUCCUCAGACUUUUCAGAAGAUAACCUCAAAAUUUUGUUGGCUGGAUUCUAAACACUGGCAAAUUGAUUGUCUAAAUAUCUAGUUAUAGACAUGAUAUUAAAUGAGGAACUGGAACUGUGAAUGAUUUCUAUAAAUACAGUUUAUUGUAAUCGUGACACCAAAAGUCAAACUUGCUGUGUUUUAAACUACAUUGUGUCGAUGUAAAUUGGAUAUCAGCAAAUGGAGCAUUAUGACAUACAAAACCACCAGUGUAAAUAACUUUUUAACAGUGUCAGGAGAGAUUUUUUAAUCCCUUUAUGUUUCAAAGAAAAUGAAAGGCAAGAAGUUAUCUAGAAGGACAACAAAUUGUAAGAAAUGCAAAAGUGUGUUCUAAUAUAAUGUUUCUUUUUUUGAGCACGUUUUAAAACAAAUGUGUUAAUCUAGGAUUUAUAUAGUUAAAUACACUACAUUGUUUUUCAUGUUUUCACUGCUCUACAGUUCCUGUAACAUCCUCUCUAAGUUAAGACCAGUAUAUUUAAUAUUUGCUGUUUUGAUAUUUUACUCAUGUCAGGUCUGAAUUCUGUUUUUUUGUGUGUGUUUUUGAUGUAUUUAUAUUCUGUUUGCAACCUACCUGGAUGGCAAAGGUACUUUGUUGGGAGAAUUACAUGGUAGUAAAUAAAGCCCCAUUCAUAACUGCUUGCAGUUCUAGUUAUUUUAUUAUUUUCAGCUCACCUGUGUGAGGAAUGACCCAAACCAAAAACAGUGUAAAACAGGACAUAAAUAGCUUGACAAAAUAUGCAUCAAUGUGUCAAAUCUGUUAAUUAUGAUUAUUACCAAGACAUAUUAACGCCAAUCAACCACAACACUAAAAGGUCUAACAGGAGACCUGAACACCAUUUUUCAUCUCAUUAUAGUGAAAUGCUCUGGAUUUUGUAUGGAUGUCACUUGACUACAGUAUAUUUGGGUUGUGCCAGCACUAGUCCAACCAAUUGAGGCCCCACCAAGGUGGACUUGGCUCUGAACUGCAUGUUCCUGUAUGGAAAAGAUGUUUGAUUGGAUUUGGAUCCAGCGUUGUUUUUCGUCAACGGUGACAAUGACAAAAUUGUUUCGUUGACGCCCCUUUCUUUCAUGACGAUAACGAGAUGGCGACGAGAUAAAUAUGGCUCUUUGAUGACUAAAACAUGACGAGACGUGUGUGAGUUUUCGUUGACGAGACGAGAAUGGACGUAAAUGUUAGUGGAUGGUCUGUCAGGCGUUCAAAAUGCAUGACAUUUCUGCUGUCUUCUUCUGCCAGUUCUAAACUCUAGUGGGGUUCAAUGUAAAGCUCUUAAUUUGAAAACAAAUUCGUUGUCACUGUUCACUGCCCAUCUUCGAGCUUCACGUCACAUGUUUACGCCUACCCCCAGAUAUAUGGAUGUAUUAUAAAUAUAAUGCAUGAGUAUUGGAGAGUGCUGUUGGACAGAAAACUUUUAUCUCCAUAUUUCAACUUUUCAACAUUUUUCCAACAUAUUUCAACUGUUUCUCUCAUGAAAUGAUGCCCUACUUCAUCAUAAAAGAGUGUCACACAUGAGUUGUAAAAAUUACAGAUCUAGAAGUUCAACACAUUGUGAGCUUGUAGAUCUUAUGUACAUGACCUAAAUUAAUUUGUUAAAAGACUAUACUUCUUUCAUUUUUUUUAGCUAAAAUUAACUAAAACUAGACUAAAACCAGUUUGAGUUUUCGUCAACUAGAACUGGACUAAAACUAUCACAUAUAGAAGUGACUAAAACUAAAAAGUAUUUUAGUCCAAAAGACUGAGACUAAGACUAAAUCUAAAAUGGCUGCCAAAAACAACACUGUUGGGAUCUUGAGAAUGUGGAUGCCAGUUAGGUGUCUUGAGUUUUUUGUGACAUUUCUUGGGUCAUUCCUGAGCAGUGUUGAGAUGUAUCCGUGCGCAUUGACCUCAUGGAAGUUGCACUGCUAUUGGGGAGCACCAUUGCCAUUUGGGGUGUUCUGAUGUUGUGGCUAAUAAGUGUAUAUUACAUUUGAAGAAGAAGCAGGAAAGCAGUGACUGAAAUUGCCAAAGUUAUGACAUUCCAUUUUUUUACUUUACUACUUUUUUGGGAAACCUAACUUUGAUGGGAAAUGGGAAACAGUGAUUCCAUGGGGAAAUUCAUUUUCACAGCACUGUACCUGUCACUGUAUUUAGAAGUUACCAUUAUUGCACACUUUUUUAUCUAGUAUGGUCAAAAUUACAGUGGUAUACAUGUAUUAAUGAAUGGUUGUGAAACGACAUUAUAUGAAUCCAGUAGGUCAACAUUGCAAUGCACCUAGUCCAUUGUUUUCUCAUGCCUUUGUUCCUUUUCAGAUAAUCAGGUCAGCAGUGAAACCAAAGAGGAUAAGACGAGAAGGCCAUAGUAGUGUUGUACAGUAUAUACAGAUUUUUGUUUUUGUACUGUUGUUGAUAAUAAAGUGUACAUUUUGCAAAAAG